Puccinia triticina is the source of this 660-nucleotide messenger RNA. RefSeq lists its product as uncharacterized. Lineage: Eukaryota; Fungi; Basidiomycota; Pucciniomycetes; Pucciniales; Pucciniaceae. The record is from RefSeq and is a predicted model, not a curated record. The transcript is spliced from 6 exons. Gene Ontology annotation, cellular component: cytoplasm. The coding region runs from base 1 to 660 and encodes 219 amino acids.
AUGGCUUCAUCGAACACAGAAAAGACAGGGUCGAUAACAGCAAAACGGCACGAAGGCGCAGAGGACGAGCAGGUCGACGACGAUGCAACGCUCUUGGCCCAAUUAGACGAUGACUUUGAGUUGAGCGGGCUUCGUGAACGACGACUGGAAGAGUUGCGAAAGGAAUUCACCAAAAGCCAACAAAUGUCGGAAAAUAAUCACGGAAGAUACGUGGAAAUCAAGGAGGAAAAGAAGCUGAUUCAAAUCACUGCGAAAGCCAAGACUGCAGUCGUACACUUCUUUCACCCAGAUUUCGAACGAUGUAAAACGAUGGACAAGAAACUAGAGGUGCUCGCAUCGAAGUAUUUCUCCGCCAGAUUCCUAAGAGUAGAUGUUGCCAACGUACCCUGGUUGGUAGAUAAAUUGCAGAUCAAAAUCUUACCUUGUGUAGUUGGAUUUUUGGAUGGAGUUUCAAAGGAUCGGAUUGUUGGAUUCGAGGGUAUAACGGGAGAAUCGAGCAAAGAAAUCAACCUACUAGCCCUCGAAUUACGAUUAAAACAAGCUAAUCUGGUCAAAGACGAGGUUAAUAAUGGUCCAGCUCAAGCUCCUCAUCAACGAGCCAAAUCCGGAUCGGGUAUCAGACAAGAUUCAGAUGGCAAUUCGUCGGACUGGGACGACUAA